This is a messenger RNA of Peromyscus leucopus (white-footed mouse), 1783 nucleotides long. RefSeq names its product nucleolar complex associated 4 homolog (gene Noc4l). The record is from RefSeq and is a predicted model, not a curated record. The transcript is spliced from 15 exons. Lineage: Eukaryota; Metazoa; Chordata; Mammalia; Rodentia; Cricetidae. Bases 58 to 1611 code for a protein of 517 amino acids. Gene Ontology annotation, biological process: ribosome biogenesis. Gene Ontology annotation, cellular component: Noc4p-Nop14p complex; nucleolus; small-subunit processome.
ACAGGCGCGACUAAGCUGGGCUCAGGCAUCCGUUCUCCGGAGCCGCUAAGCAGCCACAUGGACCGCCACCCGUCUUCGGCGGGCUCCCGAGGGGAGCUUGGCCGUCUACUGCAGGCGGUCCUAACGAGCCGUGGCCAGGCCAACGCGGUGUUUGACAUCCUGGCGGUGCUUCAGUCCGAGGACCCUGAGGAGAUCCAGGAAGGAGUGCGCACAUGCAGCCGACUCUUCGGCACCCUGCUGGAGCGGGAAGAGCUGUUCGUGGGCUCGCUGCCACACGAGGACACGGUCCUGGCAGGAUCCCAGGGAGCCACACACAAAUACCAAGUGUGGAUGAGACACCGCUAUCACAGCUGCUGUAACCGCCUGGAGGAGCUCCUGACCCACCCCUCCUUCCAGGUCAAGGAGCUGGCCCUCAAGACACUCAUGAAGUUUGUGCAGCUGGAAGGAGCGAAGCCCCUGGAGAAGCCCCAGUGGGAAAGUCACUACCUCUUCCCCCGCACACUCUUCAGGGCAGUGGUAGGAGGCCUGCUCACCCCCGAGGAUGACCACAGCCUGCUUAUCUCCCAGUUCUGUGAGUACUUGGAAUAUGAUGACAUCCGGUACCACACAAUGCAGGUGGCCACAAGCAUCGUGGCCCGAGCCACCAGCCAGCAACCUGAGGUGACACUCACGUUCUGGAACAAUGCCUUCAUGUUGUUGUCUGCCGUGAACCUGCCGCUCAAAGAGCAUGACCUCCUCACCAACUUCUAUGUGAAGCAUACACAGACAUCGGACAAGUGGAAGGUCGUUCACUUGAAGGAGCACAGAAAAGCUUUCCAGGAGAUGUGGCUUGGCUUCCUCAAGCACAAGCUGCCCCUCAGCCUCUACAAGAAGGUGCUGGUGGCUAUGCAUGACUCCAUCCUGCCCCACCUGGCUCAGCCCACCCUCAUGAUUGACUUCCUCACAAGUGCCUGUGACGUGGGCGGUGCCAUCAGCCUCCUGGCCUUGAACGGGCUUUUCAUCCUAAUCCACAAGCAUAACCUGGAAUACCCUGAUUUCUACCAAAAGCUCUAUGGCCUCCUGGAUCCAUCCAUCUUUCAUGUCAAGUACAGAGCCCGUUUCUUUCACUUAGCCGACCUCUUCCUUUCCUCCUCUCACCUCCCCGCCUACCUGGUGGCUGCCUUUGCCAAACGCCUGGCCCGGCUGGCCCUCACAGCGCCUCCCGAAGCCCUGCUCAUGGUCCUGCCCUUCAUCUGCAACCUGUUGCGUAGACACCCUGCCUGCCGAGUUAUGGUGCACCGCCCACAGGGCCCUGAGCUAGAUGCUGAUCCUUACGACCCAGUGGAGAAGGACCCAGCCAAGAGCCAUGCCUUGGAGAGCUGCCUGUGGGAGCUGCAGACCCUCCAGCAGCACUACCACCCUGAGGUGUCCAGAGCUGCCGGCGUCAUCAACCAUGUGCUGUCUGUCCCCGAGGUCAGCAUUGCGCCACUCCUGGAACUUACUGCAUAUGAGAUCUUUGAGCAGGACCUGAAGAAGAAGGCAGCUGGGUCAGUGCCCCUGGAGUUCAUCCCCGCUAAAGGCCUGCUGGGCCAACAGAACGACCUCUGCGCCCAGCUCUUCACUCUCAGCUGACCUGACUCUUGCCUCAUCUCCUAAGAAUUUUCUUUUCGGGUCUGAGACAGGAUCUCACUAUGUAGCCCAGGCUGGCCUGUAACUUGUGGUCCUCCUGCCUCAGCGUCCCCAGUGUUGAGGUUACAAGGGUGCACCACCAUGCCUGGGUUCAAAUAAAUGGUUUUUUAAGGGA